GUUGCUGGCUUACUGCUGCGGAAAAGCAUUUUUGUGUGUCGCGAAAGAAAUUUUUAUUUUAUACCCUGUUUUAUCUCGCAUUUAAGCGUAAACUAUCAGCGAACAUAAGCCGCAACAACGCUGGACAUCGUAGAAUCUGGAAAUCAGUUAUCUCCAUCCACGGAUUUCAUUAAGUGGAUUUUUGGACGAAAUUUGGUUUGGGACACAAAGCGCAAGAGGAAAGGUACAAUAGAAAGUGCAUAAAAUGUCCUCCCCGAUCAGUUCUGCAUCCGAAUACAACAGUGCACUGGACGAUACCAUCAACUCGUCUCUCAGUCCGGAAAAGCUAGAUUUCUCUCUGACGGAAUCAGACAUCGAAAACGUGAACAUUUCACAGGAGUGGAACGAACUGUUGAAGCCGACCCAGCAGCGAAAGAGUCAGGAUCCUCGUGAGUCUUCCCGAUUAUUGCUGGACAGUUUGAAGAACAACAACCUAAACAACACGAGCAGCACUCCACAACAACACAAGAGUCCUUCCAAAUCGCUGAACAAUGAAACUCUAGAUAGCACUCUCAGCACGAUUAGUUUGGAUAUGAGUAUGGUAGGAUCCGCGGACGGAAGCUCUACGCUUUCCUUCAUGUCCAGUUCUGAUGAGGCUUCGGCAUUGCUGAGCGAUGAGGAGGUGAGUGUUGCUGCUGGAGCGACUUCUUCGAGCGUCACAGCUCCAAAGCCUUCGCUGGCUAGUGGCACCGGGGGUGGCGACGAUAGUAUUACGACCAAGGAUUCCAAGGACACAACGCACAAUGUUUCUCUGCUGCCGGUAGAUGACGACCAGCAGACGGAACCAGGGCACAGUCAAAGUCAGAAGGACACAAUCAAAAUCUACAGCACCAUGAAGGAAUUCGAUCAAAAUCUUCCAGAUACGGUCACAUUGUUGACCACCCCUGAGGGUAGCAAGGUCUACCUUGUUGGAACGGCUCACUUCAGUGAAAAUUCCUGCAACGAUGUCUCCCUGGUAAUGCGAAACGUCCAGCCAAACGUAGUCAUGCUUGAGCUGUGCCCCUCCCGGGUGCACAUUCUCAAGUACGACGAAAAAGCACUUCUCGAAGAAGCGAAGGACAUCAAUCUGGCCAAAAUUCAAAGCAUCGUCAAGUCGAACGGAACCGUCAAUGGACUGUUUUACAUUCUUCUGCUCAAUAUGAGCGCCAAAAUCACGAAGAAACUCGGAAUGGCUCCGGGAGGCGAAUUCCGCCGUGCCGUGAACGAGGCUUCACGCAUUCCAAACUGCUUGAUCCAACUGGGUGAUCGACAGAUCAACAUUACCCUGCAGCGAGCCCUGCGAGGGCUGUCGCUAUGGCAAACGGUGAAGCUGAUCCCAAAGCUGCUGAUCAUGGACGAUGACAUCAGCGCCGAAGAGGUGGAACAAUGCAAACAGAAAGACCUUCUGGAGGAAAUCAUGCUGGAGAUGGCGGGAGAAUUUCCCGCCUUCGGCAGGGUGUUCGUCCAGGAACGUGAUCUCUACCUUUGUCAUUCGCUUCAGGUGGCCGCGUUGCCUCAGCAGCAUCCGGAUGGAAGCAUCCGACCGGUCAACGUGGUUGGAGUCGUAGGAAUCGGUCACGCUGCCGGAAUUGUAAGACACUGGGGCAAGGUCGAAAGUUCUGCCAUUGCUUCCAUCGUGACCAUUCCGCCGGCCAGUUUCAGCCAUAAGGCCGCUAAAUUUGUGCUAAAGUACGGUACACUGGGACUGUGCGCUUACGGUGUGUUCCGGUUCGUACGACCAAGGUUGAGCAAGUGGUUAUGAUCGGUGGUUUACUGCUUGGUGCUCGAGGAUUUUUGAGAAGUUUUCAGUUUGUGAGGUUUAUUUUUUUUAAGAUUUUGACCGAACCACUACACUACAUUGAUUAAAAAUUGAAAGUAUUUCCUGAUACUGCAGCACGUCUCUUCCGAACUUCGACUGUACACAGUGAUAGGUACACAAUUACUAUAGGAUUACAUCGUUGGAAUUGUUCCGUUCAUAUAACAAAGAAGAAUGCAAAUCAAAAUCAUCAUAUGUUUUGAAAUAACAUUAUUUAUCGGGUAACAAA
Molecule: messenger RNA, 2063 nt
Organism: Ochlerotatus camptorhynchus
Lineage: Eukaryota; Metazoa; Arthropoda; Insecta; Diptera; Culicidae
Product: traB domain-containing protein-like
Exons: 4
Coding region: 245-1780 (511 amino acids)
Source: RefSeq, a predicted model, not a curated record